AAUUAUUAAAAAAAAAAAAUAGAAACCAAAAGUAAACUACAAGAAAAUUAGGGGUUGUGAAAUUGGAAAAUUUUCGAAAUAAUUAAAAAAAGAAAACAAAUUGUGCAAAGAGAGAGAAGAGGGAAGACAAAGGGAAGAGGGAGGAGAGAGAAGGCACCACCCUUUGGCCCUGGAGAGACCAAAGAUGGUCGAAGAGAGACAACUCUGAGAUCAUCAUCAUCAUCCUGCAAAAACUAACGAGAAAUCGAUUUUCAAAAAUAUAAUCAAGAUCGAUUUCUAGGGAUAUUUUGAUUUCUAAAUCCUCUCACCAACAUUCUCUUGCUUGCCCUACCCGCUUGCUGGUUUCAUCCAGAAACAUAAUAAUACAUUGUUUGCAUUAUAAGGAAUUCCUUUAUACAGUAUCAAGAGAUCCACAAGAAGCUGUUAGAUCCCAGAGAUUAACACUGUGAUGAAAAGGGUUUUGUGAAAAUCAAUUUUCAAACCUGGAAAAUGAUGAUCAAGGACCCUUAUAUCCGACAAUUUUCUUCUUUCUUCUGUACAUUGUAAUAUAUAGAAAAUUAACAUUUUUUCUCUUUCUUUCUUUUUUUUCUUUUGAUAUUUGGUUUGGUUAUAUAGAAGAGAAAGUUUGUUUCUGGGAAAUGGGUUUUUUGGAUUUUGGUUUGUAAUUAGGGAAAAAAAUCUUUAGUAUAUAGUGUUUGUUGUAAAAAACCUUAUAAUGAUGGGUUGUGGAUUUCACUUCCCUUGGUUCUUCUUCUUGAUCAUUGGCCUUCAAGCUCCUCUCUCAUUGUCCCUCACUUCCCAAGGAUCCGCAUUGUUGAAGUUCCGGGCAAGAGUCAACUCAGAUCCUCAUGGGACUCUUGCGAAUUGGAAUGUUUCUGGUAUUAAUGAUCUCUGCUAUUGGUCAGGGGUUACUUGUGUUGACGGUAAAGUGCAGAUUCUGGAUCUUAGCGGAUAUUCUUUGGAAGGAACGUUAGCUCCUGAGCUUAGCCAAUUGAGUGACUUAAGAUCUCUAAUACUCUCUCGGAACCAUUUCUCCGGUGGAAUUCCAAAGGAGUAUGGGAGUUUCGAAAACUUGGAAGUCCUGGAUUUGAGAGAGAAUGAUUUGAGCGGACAAAUUCCACCUGAGCUAAGCAAUGGCUUAUCGCUAAAACACUUGUUGCUUUCUGGUAACAAAUUUUCGGAUGAUAUGAGAAUAAAGAUCGUGAGACUUCAAUCUUCGUAUGAAGUUCGGUUAAAGAAGAGUCCAAAGUUAUCACCUUUGGCUGUUCUCGGCUGUAUUAACAGAAAACUUGGACACUGUGUUUCAAGAAACCGUAUCAUUCAAGUAAAAAAGGUAGAAGCUAUUGUAUUCCGGAUCAAAGCAACCUCCAGACGUUUCUUGAAAGCAUUCCCUAGCUUUUUGGAGGAAACUGAUAUCUACAAACGACGUGAGCUACUCGAGGAGACAAGUAAUUUAGCGGCUGAGCCUGCUCCUUCAGCUCCUAGUCCUUCUCCCGGGAUUAUAACUGAAGCUUCACCUCGAAGCAGCGGGUCUUUCCCUGCAGUAACCAAUGCAAAGAAGAGAAGACCACCUUUAGUCCCUCCUGUACCUUCUCCUGAUAAGGGCAGUACUAGUCCUGAUAUCUCUAAGAAUCAGCCACAAGAUAAUAAACAGUCAAAAGGAUCAAAACAUGUAUGGCUGUAUGUGGUUAUCGCGGUUGCUUCUUUCGUCGGUUUACUGAUUAUAGUAGCGGUUAUCUUCUUCUGCCGGAAAAGAGCUGUCAAGAGCAUAGGUCCUUGGAAAACUGGUCUUAGUGGACAAUUGCAGAAAGCUUUUGUUACCGGGGUACCAAAGCUCAAUCGGUCUGAGCUUGAAACAGCGUGUGAAGAUUUCAGCAACAUCAUAGAGACAUUUGACGGUUACACUGUGUAUAAAGGAACAUUGUCGAGUGGUGUUGAGAUAGCGGUAGCUUCAACCGCGAUUGCUGAAUCUAAAGAAUGGACAAGAGCCAUGGAAAUGGCAUACCGUAGAAAGAUUGAUACUCUGUCACGGAUCAACCAUAAGAACUUUGUGAAUCUGAUUGGAUACUGCGAAGAAGAUGAUCCUUUUAAUAGGAUGAUGGUCUUUGAAUAUGCUCCAAAUGGAACUCUUUUCGAACAUUUGCACGAUAAGGAGACAGAGCAUCUUGAUUGGAGCGCACGGAUGAGAAUAAUAAUGGGAACGGCUUACUGUCUUCAACAUAUGCACGGGAUGAACCCGCCUAUGGCUCAUACGGACUUCAAUUCAUCGGAAAUCUACCUAACCGAUGACUACGCAGCCAAGGUCUCGGAGAUUCCAUUCAACUUAGAGGCAAGAUUAAAUCCGAAGAAACACGUGAGUGGAGACUUAGAGCAAACGUCAUUGUUACUACCUCCAGAACCGGAGGCUAACGUCCAUAGCUUCGGAGUCCUGAUGCUCGAAAUCAUCUCUGGAAAGCUCUCUUUCUCAGACGAAUACGGAUCUAUCGAGCAAUGGGCAUCGAAGUACCUUGAAAAAGACGACUUGGGAGAGAUGAUAGAUCCAUCGUUAAAGACAUUCAAAGAAGAGGAGCUUGAAGUGAUCUGCGAUGUGAUACGAGAAUGUCUGAAAACAGAACAGAGACAACGACCUUCAAUGAAAGAUGUAGCGGAACAACUGAAACAAGUUAUCAACAUAACUCCUGAGAAAGCUACUCCAAGAUCCUCUCCUCUUUGGUGGGCAGAGCUCGAAAUCUUGUCCUCUGAAGCUACUUGACCAAUCAGAGGUUUCUCCUAUUCGUUUAAUGCUCUCAAUCUCUCUAUACGUUGUAUCGAUUUUUCUUUUUCUUCUGAUUUCUUGGAUCAGUUUUUCUUAUAUGAGCAUUUGGUUUCUUGAUUCUUCAACGUUCAGUUUGUUUUGAUUAGUGUUUCCUUCUCUAUGGAUUUGAUAUAUACGAGUUUCGAUAUGUGUUUGUAUAUUGCAUAGUAGUAUUAUUAUUUUUGUGAUGAUAUAUAUGUGUG
Molecule: messenger RNA, 2997 nt
Organism: Arabidopsis thaliana (thale cress)
Lineage: Eukaryota; Viridiplantae; Streptophyta; Magnoliopsida; Brassicales; Brassicaceae
Gene: MRH1
Product: Leucine-rich repeat protein kinase family protein
Exons: 13
Coding region: 716-2752 (678 amino acids)
Cellular component (GO): endomembrane system; pollen tube
Molecular function (GO): protein serine kinase activity; protein kinase activity; ATP binding
Source: RefSeq, marked reviewed